Bacillus rossius redtenbacheri is the source of this 831-nucleotide messenger RNA. RefSeq lists its product as uncharacterized. The transcript has 3 exons. The record is from RefSeq and is a predicted model, not a curated record. NCBI's taxonomy places the organism in Eukaryota, Metazoa, Arthropoda, Insecta, Phasmatodea, Bacillidae. Bases 1 to 831 code for a protein of 276 amino acids.
AUGACGCAACCCACCUCGAAACCGGCCAACACCGCCAACCAGCGGGCCGUGCACCCCAACCUGCACGCGAACGGACAGCGGGAUAGGUCUCCAUGGUGCCAGUACUGCCACGAAGAGGCGUACCAUUUGCAUGAGAAGUGUCCCACCCGGACCACGCUGUGGCAAGACCGUCGGCCAGGCGUAACGCCGCCGGGAAAUGCCAAACCAGGCGGUGGUACCACGCACCACCCGUCAGCACCCCGCACCGAGUCAUCGACGUGCGACGGCACAUCACCGGCAUCCCCGACGCCCCUAGCACCACCAGCAGGGCCUGACUGCACACCAUCGCCACCCAUCAUACCAGGCGGUGGUGCCACGCACCACCCAAAAGCACCCUGCACUAGGUCGUCGGCGUGCAUCGCCGCGCCACUGGCGGACCCGACGUCCCCGGCACCACCCGUGGGGCCUGACCGAGUACCAUCGCCACCAGUCAUACCAGGUGGUGGUGUCACGCACCACCCAAAAGCACCCUGCACCGGGUCAUCGGCGUGCGAUGCCACGCCACUGGCGCCCCCAGCGUCCCCGGCACCACCUGCGGGGCCUGACCAUGCACCAUCGCCGCAGCUGGGGCAAGCUGGGAACAACGUGGAAAUGCUGAUGCGGGUGCCAGUCCUCCUCAAUGGCCAACCCGUCCACCCUACUGGUGGACACCGCGGCGAGCCACACGUAUGGAUCGCCGUCAGGGACAUGUGUAGUCGGACAACAGCCCUGGUGGUGCCGGAGCUGAGGAACGACUUGAUCCUGGGGCUGCCGUGGCUCAUCUUGGAGGAUGCCGCCAUUGACGUAAGUUAG